Molecule: messenger RNA, 1070 nt
Organism: Macroventuria anomochaeta
Lineage: Eukaryota; Fungi; Ascomycota; Dothideomycetes; Pleosporales; Didymellaceae
Exons: 1
Coding region: 21-1007 (328 amino acids)
Source: RefSeq, a predicted model, not a curated record
CUCUCCCCAUCACACACAACAUGGGCUGGCUUUGGAGUAGCAGCAAUGACUCGGACAAGCUCGACCCGUCAUUGCGUGAAUUCUUGAAGAAGGAGGCACCCACAGGACCCAAGCCUACACUCCCUACCGCAACCAAAGAGAAGCCUGUCGAAAGCACACCUGCACCAGCGCCGCCUACGCAAGCACCUCUCGAGCCCGAGAAAUCAAUCGUUCCACCUCAAUCACAGUUUCAAGAUGGCCGCUAUGCACAUCUCUGGAAAAACUACACACCACAAGAUGUCCUGAUGGACCGAGGGAAGAACGAGCAGGACAAAUUGAGGGACCUCGUCGAUGCAUACAACGACCGCAAUGCUUCAAUUGGACAGAUCGCCAUGGAGAACUGCGCCCUGGAAUACAUGGAGCAGUUUGAGUGCUUCAGGAACCCCAAGACAUGGUGGUCAAUGGGCACAAUGUGCAAUGCAGAGUCGAGGAGAUUCAAUCGCUGCUAUGAUAUGCAGUCGAAGUUCUUGAAGGCAUUGGGAUACCUGACACUGGAUGCGCGGACCCCAGAGGAGGACGAGAGGAUUCAAAUGCACGCCGACAAGCUGUACGAGCAGAUGCUCCAGCAAGAGGCAGAGAUCGAGAAGGCAAACGCUGAGGGUCGGGAACCGCCCAAGUUUCAAAGCGUGUUGUCCAAGACCAAUGUCGCGCGGGCUAUGGCCGGCAAGCAGGCUACCAUCACACCCCUGCCUGCGCAAGGCAAUGCACAGGUCGAGCCAGAAGAUGAUAUAUGGAGUCAGAUCAAACCUGAAGCCCGAAAGAAGUACGAGGAGACCAUUGCCAAGCUGCCGCCGAGGGACCAGGAAAUUGAACGCAUGGCGAUACUGGGCGAACUCAAGGCACAAACAGGCAUGUCCAAGCAGGUCGAGGAGACAUUCGUCGAAGAGCGCAUAAAUCGCAUGAAGAGGAAGGAAGCAGGGCAGGCAACAAUAGGGGAUACCAUCAAGGGUUGGUGGGGUUGGGGCUGAAUAUGGACGCAUGUACUGUACGUAUUGUGUAUAACUAUGUAAUUGCUGCGGUCCUUGUGUUGA